Molecule: messenger RNA, 516 nt
Organism: Penicillium argentinense
Lineage: Eukaryota; Fungi; Ascomycota; Eurotiomycetes; Eurotiales; Aspergillaceae
Exons: 1
Coding region: 1-516 (171 amino acids)
Biological process (GO): meiotic strand invasion involved in reciprocal meiotic recombination; homologous chromosome pairing at meiosis; meiotic joint molecule formation
Cellular component (GO): DNA recombinase auxiliary factor complex; condensed nuclear chromosome
Molecular function (GO): double-stranded DNA binding; recombinase activator activity
Source: RefSeq, a predicted model, not a curated record
AUGACGUGGGUGUAUACAGGGAAGCAAGUCGUCUACCAUGCUCGACAACAGAUAUCAGAUGAUACCAGCCCCAAGGGCCUUGCCGCCAUGAACCGGGAAAUUGAUACGCUCCAGGAUGAACUAUCGACCAUCAAAACUGAUGAGAAAAAGGCCCGUGCCGCUCUGUUGGCCUUGGAAGCUAAACCUCGACUGUCCGAGCUGCAGCGGGAUAUCCAGCGGCUGAAGAGUGAGCAAGAUGAUAUUCAAGCGCGCUUGGCGAGAAUACAGAAAACCGAAGCCAUUCAAGUUUCCUCCGAGGAGCGAUCAAAGCUGGAGCACGAAUGGAAAACAUGGCAACGACAGGCUGUGAUUCGUCGACGGAUUUGUCGUGAUCUGUGGGGACGAUGCACAGAAGUGUUGCCCGAGAACACGACUGCGGCAGAGCUCUGGGUGAAUACAUCCUUCUUCCUUACCACACGGGCUUCUUCUUGGGUCGUGCCGGUGCUAACGUGGCUGACAGGAGUCCUUGGGGCUUGA